AUGUGUCGCGCGGUGUCCUACGGCGGCGGCGGUGCAGCGACGGUCACUUGUUGCAGGAGGCGCGGCGGCACGUGUCGCGGGUGGGUGUGCGCGCACGUGCCGAGCCAACCCCGCAGUGCCGCGGCAGCAGGCGUCGAGCGCAGAGCGCCGCACGCGCCGGCAUGCGACGCUAGCGGGAGCAUGCGGCUGCCGCUGCUGCCGCUGCUCGUGCUGCCGCUCGUGCUCGCGCGCCCGGCAGCAGCCGGGAUCUGUUGGACGGGGAUGGAUCGCAAUGGAAAGUGCAGCUCAGUGGCAGCGCUGCGCGUGGGCCGGGCCGAGUGCUGCGCGGGUGCUUCACGCGCUCCGGGUGCCUGGAGCCCGGAAGAUCUCGACAGCGGGCAAUUAUUCUUCUAUAAGACACUUACUAAAGGCUUCAAGUGUGUUGCUUGUGCAGAGUCAUGUGCAGGAGUUUCCUGCGCAAGUGGUCGACGGUGCGUUGUCAGAGGAGGACGUGCACGAUGCGUGUGCGCCGCUGCAUGCCGCCGCGUCGGUACCGUCUGUGGCAGCGACGGUCGCACCUAUCCGUCGCUCUGCCGAUUGAGACGAAGAGCUUGUCGGCGGCCCGCCAAGCAUCUCGUUCUGGACUAUCCAGGAGCUUGCCAAGAGGGAACAUGUGAGGGAGUUCGAUGCGGCGGGGACAAGCGGUGUGUGUUAGAUGCGGAACUGGGAGCUCACUGUGUGCGGUGCGGUGCGUGCAACAUGGCUGGCGCGCCCGUAUGUGCCGUAGAUGGGCGCACGUAUGCCGGCGCCUGCGCACUGAGGCGAGCAGCCUGUGAAAGAGGCAAAGCACUGCCACUUGCAUACCGAGGCCCUUGCAUAGCCAACGCAACGUGUGCAUCAAUAUCGUGCGGGGCAGGGCAGCGCUGCGUGUCGGGCGGCGCGUCGGGCGCGCGCUGCGUGUCGUGCGGCGCGUGCGGCGCGGCGGCGCGGCGCCAGCUGUGCGGCAGCGACGCGCGCACCUACCCCUCGUGGUGCCGCCUGCAGCGAGCCGCCUGCCAUAUAGGACGAGUCGUCGAUCCUCUGCACACUGGCCCGUGCAAAGCUAACAGAACCGUAUCGGACAAUAGUGUGAUUGAUCGAAGUGUAAGCGAGGUGGGCACCAAGCGGGUCCUAUAG
Messenger RNA from Arctia plantaginis, 1155 nucleotides. The record is from the annotation of a GenBank genome assembly. NCBI's taxonomy places the organism in Eukaryota, Metazoa, Arthropoda, Insecta, Lepidoptera, Erebidae.